Messenger RNA from Phyllopteryx taeniolatus (common seadragon), 3185 nucleotides. Its product is annotated as gastrula zinc finger protein XlCGF57.1-like. The coding region runs from base 172 to 1995 and encodes 607 amino acids. The transcript is spliced from 3 exons. Gene Ontology annotation, molecular function: DNA-binding transcription factor activity, RNA polymerase II-specific; RNA polymerase II cis-regulatory region sequence-specific DNA binding. The record is from RefSeq and is a predicted model, not a curated record. Gene Ontology annotation, biological process: regulation of DNA-templated transcription. NCBI's taxonomy places the organism in Eukaryota, Metazoa, Chordata, Actinopteri, Syngnathiformes, Syngnathidae.
AUGUUGUGACGCGAAGUUUGUCCAAGUGGACUUGCCGUACAACGGACUGCACCUCAACUUUUUUUCGGGGACCGCACGCGCUUCCACGUGCUGCACAACAUUUUCCUGAAUUUGCACCGAACGUGCUGAAUCCUCGUCACGAGCGGAAAGUGUUGCGAUCGUCGUGUGAAAAUGUGUGCAAGGACAGCAGAGUACGAGGAGGAACUUUGUGGCCCAAAAGAGGAGAAGGAGCCACAACGUCAACUACUGGACGCUGCGUUCAAUCUGCAGCCUCGAAUUGUGCUACGCAGAGCAGACGUCAGUGAAAAUCUUCAUCCUGAGCGGCAGCAGUCAGUGUCCCCUCACAUCAAAGAGGAAGAGGAGGAUGAAGAGGUUCAACACAUCAAAGAGGAGGAGGAAGAGUUCCUUCACAUGAAAGAGGAAGAGCAGGAGGAAAUCAUCAAGGUUCCAUCGACUGGUGUCCCUUUGAAGAGUGAAGAUGAAGGUCGAAGUGAGGAGAGACGAGGGGCGGAGCCACCAAACAGCAACAGCUCAAGUGAUGGAGACCACUGUGGAGGAUCACAAACAGACGGUGAUGAUGAUGAUGAUGAUGAUGAACAGUUGGAAGGUGAUAUGACAUGUCACACUGCCAAUAAAUGCUGGAAAUGUUCUAAAUGUAGGAAAACAUUUCCUUCUAAGAGGAAUUUCAAACGACACAUGAAAAUACACACUGGAAAGAAGCCCUUUGCCUGCUCAGUUUGUGGUCAAAGGUUCUCUCAAAGGGGACAUUUGACACGUCACGCAAGAACCCACACAGGAGAGAAGCCUUUUGCAUGCUCAGUUUGUGGUCAAAGGUUCUCUCAGAAGGGAAGCUUAAAAGGUCACACAAGAACGCACACUGGUGAGAAACCUUUUGCAUGCUCAGUUUGUGGGCAAAGGUUCUCUCGAAAGGGACAUUUGACAGGUCACACAAGAACGCACACUGGUGAGAAACCUUUUGCAUGCUCAGUUUGUGGUCAAAGAUUCUCCCUAAAGGGAAGCUUAAAAAUGCACACAAGAACCCACACCAGUGAGAAACCUUUUCGAUGCUCAGUUUGUGGGGAAAGGUUCUCUCAAAGGGGAACUUUAAUAAGUCACAAAAGAACCCACUCUGGUGAGAAGCCUUUUGCAUGCUCAGUUUGUGGCCAAAGAUUCUCCAUAAAGAAAAGCUUAAAAAUACACACAAGAACACACACUGGUGAGAAACCUUUUGGAUGCUCAGUUUGCGGUCAAACUUUCUCUCAGAAGGGAACCUUAAAAGGUCACACAAGAACGCACACUGGUGAGAAACCUUUUGCAUGCUCAGUUUGUGGGCAAAGGUUCUCUCGAAAGGGACAUUUGACACGUCACACAAGAACACACACAGGAGAGAAGCCUUUUGCAUGCUCAGUUUGCGGUCAAACUUUCUCUCAGAAGGGAACCUUAAAAGGUCACACAAGAACGCACAUUGGUGAGAAACCUUUUGCAUGCUCAGUUUGUGGGCAAAGGUUCUCUCAAAAGGGACAUUUGACACAUCACACAAGAACACACACAGGAGAGAAGCCUUUUGCAUGCUCAGUUUGUGGUCAAAGGUUCUCUCAGAAGGGAACCUUAAAAGGUCACACAAGAACGCACACUGGUGAGAAUCCUUUUGCAUGCUCAGUUUGUGGUCAAAGAUUCUCCCAAAAGGGAAGCUUAAAAAUGCACACAAGAACCCACACCGGUGAGAAACCUUUUGGAUGCUCAGUUUGUGGGGAAAGGUUCUCUCAAAGGGGACAUUUGACAAGUCACACAAGAACCCACACAGGAGAGAAGCCUUUUUCCUGCUCAGUUUGUGGUCAAAGGUUCUCUCAGAAGGGAACCUUAAAACGUCACACAAGAACGCACACUGGUGAGAAACCUUUUUCCUGCUCAGGUUGUGGUCAAAGAUUCUCUCGUCAGGCUCUGGUUAAGACACACAAGUGUCCUGGUGAGACAAGCAGUGAUCAAGAAGAAUAACUGAAAUAUCACACAGCCAUAAGUAUUCAGACCCCAGCAAAGGGUCGGAAUAAUAUGGCUAUGUGAUAUUUCACUUUUUCUUUUUUCAUAAAUCAGCAAAAAUUUCAACCAUUAUUUUUUUUCUGUCAAUAUGGGGUGGUGUGUGUACAUUAAUGAGGAGAAGAAUUAUGUGAUUUUAGCAAAUGGCUGCAAUAUAACACAUAAAAUUUAAGGGGGGUCCGAAUACUUUCCGUACCCACUGUAUGUGUGUAUGUAUCGAUCAAAUAUAUGGAUAGAUCACAAAUUUGUUUCUGCAGAUGGCAUUGUGUGACAGAUGUGGACUGUCAUAAUGUCGGACGACCCAUAACGAAGGUCUCCUGUCCCGAAACUGCGGCUGAUCUGAUUUGAGCUUAUCUGAUCCAUAAAAGCUCAAAUAUUGGGCUGAUCAUUAUAAUAUUAUUAUUUAUGAUAGUUUGAAGCUGUCAUGAGUAGAAAUGUCUGCAUAUAUUUUGGUGAUGAUUGUUGACAGUUGUGGGACAUGAAGCCACGUUUCUUGGGUUCAUGCAUGAGGCUUGCCAGGAUGUGGUGCUCGCCCGGCGUGUUUGUGUCAUUUUAAUGAUGUCGUCCGCAUCCAUCCCAAUCCAUAAGUUUGCGUUUUUUAUUGUUUUUUUUAUUUUUCAAGCACAUUAAAUUCGUGAUUGAACAUAAUUUCGGGGUACGAGCUGUUGUUCAUGUGAUGCAAUGAUAUAUGACAGCAAUGUAAGAUAUCCAACGUAAUACCAGCUUGAACAAGGCGGUGUUUGGAAACUCAAGCAAUUUCCUGAAAAGUUGUCAUUUUGAAGGUGAGGGGAUUCCACCUGACAGCUGCGAUAUACAAAUAUGACCAAUUACUGCCACUUCAUAGUAUGGUACAUUCCUUUUCCCACACCAGCUAUGCCAGUGCUUUCAAUUUUCAAUUUUGUUGAUGAAAAAGGGGUGUUCGAAAGGGAAUUAGUUCUUUACCAAUGGCUCCAAAAUGUAUUGAUAUUAUUGGAAAUGAGUGCCAGUUUCAUUUUCUUGAGCAUGCAUGCAUUUUGUCCAAUGUUUUAGUGAUGUCAAUAUCAAAUAAGUGAAUGAUUGAUUGAAAUAGACUGUAAAAAAAACUGACUUUUGGUGCUAAACUGUAACGUGUAUAUGUGAUCCUGAAUAAAGUACACUGCUUAAAACAGUGA